UACACAUUAAAAUAUAUUUCCAAUACAUCCUACCAAACCACCCCUUAAUUUCAUGGUCUCUGUGUUUCAAACUGAGAGGAAGAGGAACAAGAAAGGGGCGUGGAUCAAGAAAUGGGGUUCCUCUUAUUCUCCGGCAGAAGUGCUCUUCUCCUUGCCCUACUCUCUUGCCUCUCUUUGUUUCUUUUAACUACUCAAGUUGCUGCUCUCAAAGGUGUUAAAUUGAAAAAUCAGAUACUGGAUGUGACUCCAAUUAAUUAUGUGAGAGAUCCUUUGUUGAAAGAUGAUGUAUUAUGCGAACGCAUUCUAAUCACUGGUCUAUCACGAUGGAGACUUAGCAGUUAUUCUAGUGCAUAUCGAGUUAGUUGUGUCCCCUCAGCAGUAAUCCCAGAUAGGUUGCUGGGAAAAAUACAGAUAUGCUUUCACAAGAAUUCUUCUCUUGGCUUGUGCCAGUGUGAACAUGGUGCGUGGAAGAAUUUGCAGAAAGGGUCAUGGAACUCUGUCAUGUCCCCUUACGAAGAUAGAAUUCUUGAUGUGGAGCUUGUUGGUGGUCUUUCUGGUUCUGUUACUGUAACUAUUGAAGAAGAUUUACAAAGAUGGCGUCUGCUCUUUCUUGCUUUUGGUAUAAUGCUACUGCUCAUGGCACCGAUUGUUAGCAGUUGGGUUCCAUUUUACUACAGCAGUUCAAUGGCUAUUGGAGUUUGUCUUGUCAUCAUUGUCCUUCUGUUCCAGGGGAUGAAAUUGCUGCCGACUGGAAGGAAAAACAUAUUCUACCUGACUAUCUAUGGAUCAGUGCUUGGAGCUGGAUCCUUUUUGGUGCAUCAAUUCUCUAUGCUGAUACAUUCCAUCGUGUCAAACCUUGGGCUAGGUGAAGAGUUCCACAAUCCUGUUGCUGUAUUUACUCUUGUUGGAAUCAUCCUUGCUGGAGCUGGUCUAGGAUAUUGGUUGGUGCGGAAAUUUGUUAUAUCAGAUGAUGGAAAUGUGGAUGUUGGUGUUGCUCAAUUUGUUAAAUGGGCCAUACGCAUCGUUGGCAUUACUUUUGUCUUCCAGAGCACAGUUGAUUCUCUUUUAGCGAUCUUUGUGCUCAAUUUUUGGUGGCUUAUUUUCUUUGCUGUUACUUCAAUGGAGUGGCGUGCAUCAAGGGAUUUGUCAUAUUCUGGAAUUGGAGAUGUUUGGGGAAAGAAUAGUAAGCAGAUGAACAUGAAUAGAAAACGUGCUGAGUUCUUUCGUAAAUCCAGAAAGUUUGGUUCAGGAUUUCUACACAGUAGCCCAAAGAGCUCAUCUGCAUGGUCUAUUUCUCCUGUCAAAGGUGUCAAAGAUGGCAAGGGGAAAAAAGUGGGCGAAUACUAUUCAACUUUUCACAGGACACCUAACAGAAAGAGAUUCUCGCAAAAGGAAUGGGAAGAUUUCACGCAAGAGUCUACUAAGGAAGCUGUAGCUGAAUUAGCUGCUUCUCCUGAAUUCACUGAUUGGAUCAUCAAGCAUGCUGAUAGAAUACAGCUUCUACCGGGGGAUAGUUCGGAUGAGUCAGUUGGCAGUGGGUCAGACUCAACAGAUGAGAAUGCUGCAGAGAGUUUUAGCGGGCUUGGCUUGUUUAACUGGAAGCAUCGAUAGUAGCUACUUCCUCUUAAGCGGAUACUAUCUUCCAAUUAGUGGUAUGCUUUUACCUUUCAAUUUUCUCCUAAUCUUUGUAACAAAACUGUGGGUAUCGUUAUCUUGUUUAACAAAACUUUUCACAAUUUUACCUCUACUUACCAUUUUACCUAUUGAAACACUUUAAUAUUAAUAAUUUUUGUACC
Capsicum annuum is the source of this 1796-nucleotide messenger RNA. RefSeq lists its product as uncharacterized. The record is from RefSeq and is a predicted model, not a curated record. Lineage: Eukaryota; Viridiplantae; Streptophyta; Magnoliopsida; Solanales; Solanaceae. The transcript is spliced from 10 exons. The coding region runs from base 112 to 1611 and encodes 499 amino acids.